AUGGAGGGGCGGCCGCACAAGAGGUUGAAGACGGAAGAUGGCAUUCAAAGCCCAAGAACGGAGGAGUCCGCGCCUUCGUCCGGAGAUGAGGGCGAUUUCAAGGCCGCGGACGGGCGGCCGGUCCGGUCCAAGAGAAACGACCCGGAAAAGUUUGCGUCCGGAGACGACAGCAUGUUGAGCCUCGGUGGCGACGAUGAACACCAGACGGCCUUUGAGACAUCACUGCCACCGGUGCGCACCGACAAAGAGGCGAUUGAAGAGUACGAGAUGAUGAGGGCUUCGCAGGCGAGUGCCACAGAGGACGACGACGCUUCGCGCCUCGAUUCGAGGAAGUGGGUGCGGGGCAAGAGCUCGAUCUACGUCGAUGCCUUCAACCUUGCGCUCGACACUGUCCUCGAGGAUGAGGCGCACUUGUUUGACGAAAAGGAAAAGCGCGUAUUCGAAGAGUGGAGAGCGUUGGAUUAUGAGGCCCAGUAUCUUUAUGUCCGAUUGUUCCUGCGGAAGACGUCUGCAUGGCAUCGGUCCGAGAAGUUGGGGUACUAUUCUGACAUAUCUAGUCCUGAAGAGGCUAUAUUCUCCCUCCAGAAACGGCGGGAGCUGCCAGACACCGUGUCAGAUGUCGAGUCGAGCGAGGAUACCCUUGCCGGUGUGUCUCUGCAAGACUGGCACUUGGGCGACUCUUUUACCUUUGCGGACUCAUCUGAAGAUCAUAUCACUACGGUAGAGGAGGCCGUCAGUCUUCUAAGUCUAGACGAGCUUAAAGUGGUGGCAAAGGAUGCCAGGGUGCAGGGAAAGAACAAGGCCGAGCUGCAGCGGGCUCUCGUCAAGAUGAGCUCGCAACAAGCAGGUCUCCUAUCUCUGGGCCUGCGUCGAUCAAGCACGGUCGACUCGACAAAUUCGAGAGGAACCCGCGACGAAGGCGACACGCCGGAACCAACUACCGGGCAGGACUCGAACCGCAGGUUUCAUUUUCUGCAGAAGAUCAUAGCUAUCACAGGACCCUGCAUCCGCAUCUCGCCCUCCGUCUUCAAGCUCUUUGAGCGCGUGCACCUAGUCUUUUACCGGUCGACCGAAUGGACCGAAAAGUCCCUGACGACCAUCAUCCUGGCCAAGAUCUCGCGCCGGAACUUCCCCGAGUACAUUGUGUGCCGCUCCUCGAACAUCUUCCUGUCGCGGAAGCACCUGCUGGACUUUGAGCAGGCAAUGAGGAUGGAGUUCGAGGUCGACCAGAUCCUAGAGUUCAACGGGCCGCCGGGCGAGGCUGGCUUCCGACGCAUCCUCGAGAUCUUCGACAGCCUCGCCUCGCGGUGGCGCGCCCUGCUCAGAGAGGAGGAGCGCAAGGAGCGGCAGGUCUACGAGUUCAACGAGGGCGGCUAUCUACGACGCUUCAACGCCGCGCACUCGUACACGCGGAUCGCGCACAAGGCGGCGUACGUCCUCGGCCGGCUGCACGAGUACCAGCGCGAGCACGCGCUCCUGUCGGAGCUCCUCGACCAGAGGCUCUUCCAGAUGGCCCGCCGGGGCUCGUGGUACCAGCGCAAGGCCCUCCUCGAGGAGCACUACAUGUACGACGCGGACCCGAGCCCCGGGUACGCCGACCCGGAGCAGCAGAAGAAGCACUGGCGGCGCAUCGCCGUGCGGACGUGCGAGCAGGCACUCGAGGACCGCGACUGCCACCUUAUAUAUCAUUACGACCUGCAGCGGCGGCUCGUCAAGCUCGAGCGGCGGCUCAGGAUCCCGCGCCGCCUGCAGCACGACUUUGGGCACGUCACACUGCGCAAGCCCGAGGAGCACACGGUCGAGGGCAUCCAGAUCAAGCGCGAGGACGAGCCCGCCGCCGCCGCCGCCGCUGGCAAGCUCGGCCGCGGGCCCUCGACCAAGACGGUCUGGGUCGACGAGGCCGAAGGCGGCGGCGAGUGCUCGGUCGAGGCCAUGUGCCUCAGCCACUACCGCGGCCGGGGGUGGAAGGGCUACCACGCCGAGGGCGGCAUCAUCCGCACGCUCUUCGCGCUGCUCUUCUACGACGUGCUCUUCGUCUACGUGCCCAACGUCUUCCAGACGGCGUACCAGACGUGCCCGCUCGACCUGCGCACCGACGCCUUCUACCCGACGCGCGCCAGCGAGGCCAACCGCCGCCUCGUCGAGAUCUCCAACGGGGCGGCCCCGGACAUCGUGAGGCGCGUGUACGCCGAGCACUGCGAGCGCAGGACCUGCGUCGCCGGCCUGAGCUGGGACUUUGAGCUCGAGGACCUGGCCGAGCUGGCGGGGGCGUUCAGGGGCGAGGCGCUGGCCGCGGUGUGCAAGGUCAUGGCGCAGGAGUACGGGCAGCGGGGCGGCGGGAUCCCGGACCUCGUGCUGUGGCGGACGACGCUCGAGGACGGGGACGGGGUGGGUGAGGGCGACGAGCAGCACCAGUCGUCGUCGUCGUCGUCGUCGUCGUCGUCGUCACGUGGCCAGUGCAUGUUCGCCGAGGUCAAGAGCGCCAACGACCGGCUGAGCGACACGCAGAGGCUGUGGAUACACGUGCUGACCGGGGCCGGGGUGAGGGUCGCGCUGUGCAAUGCCGUUGCCAAGGAGGUCAGGGUCCUGGACUAG
This is a messenger RNA of Thyridium curvatum, 2595 nucleotides long. RefSeq lists its product as uncharacterized. The record is from RefSeq and is a predicted model, not a curated record. Gene Ontology annotation, molecular function: 5'-3' exonuclease activity; flap-structured DNA binding; 5'-flap endonuclease activity. Gene Ontology annotation, cellular component: nucleus. NCBI's taxonomy places the organism in Eukaryota, Fungi, Ascomycota, Sordariomycetes, Thyridiales, Thyridiaceae. Gene Ontology annotation, biological process: interstrand cross-link repair. The transcript has 2 exons. The coding region runs from base 1 to 2595 and encodes 864 amino acids.